AUGGAGCAUAAACACAACGAAGAAUACACCAGCGUUCCACAAGAUGUAGUUGUCCAAGUGGACAAGGCGAGUGACACGACAACGAAUAGUCCACGACUACUUUCCUGCCCUCCACCAGUCCCAGAUGUCUUCCAAUGGAAGUUCCUGCUGUCCUGGCGCUUCCUAAACCCUUUCGCAUGGUUUGUGCUCUUUUGCGUCGGCGGUCCUCUAAUGGUCUAUUUACUUAACUACAACAUCGUAAACUCCGGCUAUGUCGACUAUUUCAACUAUGGCAUUAACGUCUCCGGAUCAGCUCCGGUUGCUUGUGACGUCCAGAAGACCUGGAGCUCCUGGGUCACCAUUUUCCAGAUCAAUAUUCGCACCGGCUACAUCAGCUUUACCACCGCCAAAAUCUGCGACGUAGCAUUCGAUCUGGUCGUUGGUCGUAUGGGACAAGCUAUUUUGACAUGGAUGUCUUACCGUGUCUAUGCCGAUGUCUUCAUUUACCUCGCUGAACGACAAGCGGUGCCCUAUAAAAUAUUCUUCGCCACCACAACAAGACCCACCAGUCUCUCAUCCGUCGGUUCUUACAUCAAAGCCAUCUUCUCGAAGAAAGGGAUCCAGAUUGCCCUGCUCUGGACCUUGGUAACGGUAUCCUAUUGCCUGGUCUACCCUACGUUGAUUUCAGCGUCGACAUCGCUCGUCGGUGCCACUGUGUCCGCGGUCAGCCUUCCCUCCGGCGGCACCGCAACAGUUGUAGACUAUGCCAACAGCGCCGCGUACAGGUUGACAAACUCGAACCUCACGGACAAGCCAGACCCGUGGUUUGUCUAUACCCGAGACGUCAACAAAAUACCACCAAAGGCCGACAACAUCAUGUACAUCAACGGCAAAGACUGGGGAGGCUCCGGCAGUGAUGAGAAAUUUGAAGUCAACAGAACCAUGUACAUCAUCAGCAACACCACCACAAUCGACGCCGGCUUCCACUAUGGUGGGGACUUCUUCCAGAUUGAUCCCGCCAGGAAUAAAGGCGGGGACUCUCUAUGGCACAAUCAAACCAUAUGUAUGCCCGAUUCCAACCAUUACCAGUGGGGCGCGUCGUACGAAUUGCUGGUCAUCAUUGUGAUCUGCCAGAUUCUCUGGUCCACGGCAAUGUUGGUGGUAUGGACAUAUGCAUGCGGGAACAGUGCCACGCUUUUGAGUGGAAGGAAAAUGGGCCUGUUUACAGCCAUGUUGCUGCUAUCUGAGCCGCUCAGAAAGGAGCUGGACGAUGAGAGUGACGCUGCGCGCAAGCUUCCAACGAAGGGUAAGCUACACAGCGAGAAAAAUCUCAGGGGAAUUGCGAACACUAUGGACCCCGUUAUGUACGAGAAUUCAAUCUUGAAGCGAGUCGGGAGGAAAGGCAGGCAGGAUGAUAAACGAUGA
Messenger RNA from Exophiala bonariae, 1404 nucleotides. RefSeq lists its product as uncharacterized. The transcript has a single exon. Bases 1 to 1404 code for a protein of 467 amino acids. The record is from RefSeq and is a predicted model, not a curated record. Lineage: Eukaryota; Fungi; Ascomycota; Eurotiomycetes; Chaetothyriales; Herpotrichiellaceae.